This is a messenger RNA of Pseudogymnoascus destructans, 5772 nucleotides long. RefSeq lists its product as uncharacterized. The transcript is spliced from 3 exons. Gene Ontology annotation, cellular component: nuclear pore inner ring. The record is from RefSeq and is a predicted model, not a curated record. Gene Ontology annotation, biological process: RNA export from nucleus; protein import into nucleus. Bases 65 to 5575 code for a protein of 1836 amino acids. Lineage: Eukaryota; Fungi; Ascomycota; Leotiomycetes; Thelebolales; Thelebolaceae. Gene Ontology annotation, molecular function: structural constituent of nuclear pore.
AGAGCGUUUUGAAGCUCCAUGCCAUGCUGCUCCUGCACAGCAUACAUUGCUGUGCCCGAUAGCAAUGGUGUCAAAUAAUGAGUCGAAUUAUUUCCCCCCGUUGGAGGAAUGUUUAUCCAACAAACAGCUCCUCAUCUCCUGGGGGGCAGCAUACUCGUGCCUCUUGCACCUUGAUAAAUUUGGGACAUCGGAUUCCCAUUUAGAGAGCUUCUUUAGUGACACGCAGGUUCAAAAAUUGCUGUCGCGACCUUUUCACCCAUUUUCAUUCUCGCAAUCCAACACCAAAGCUGCCUUCGAAACCAAAACAGCUGCUAUCAAUGUUGCUCCGACUAGCAAUUGCGAAUACGAUAUCAACAAAAUAAAAGAGGAUGCGCUGUGGCUCAGUAAAGAGGUUCAGGUCGAUGAGGUUUCAGCGUUGAGGACUAUCGUUUUGGAAUACCAAUCCCGGGCAGCUGCGCAACUCAAAAGCGAAUUCUCGAAUGAAGAAGCCGUCAGCCUCAAGACAGCUGCUGGGAAUAUCAAUACCGAGUCUUCGAAUCUUCUAUCUCUUGCUCUCAGCGCGGCGAAGAAUGCUGCGGGCGGAAAUAAAUCAGAUUCGGAAGAGGAUAGACGACUUCGCGCCGUUCAGUUAUAUCUUACGGAACGCCAGAGUAUUCUAGCGUGCAGCAAAUUGAUUUUUCAUGUCGGCUUCCGCACGUUUGAAUCGAAAGGCAAGGGCCUUAACGCUGAGACGACAUGGAUAGACCGCGUGGCAGAAGCCUUUGUCACAUCACAGGAGCAGAACCCGGAAAGGUUCUUGCAUUACUGCAUUACAUCCCUGAAGGCAAAUUUUGAUACCCUGAAUGAUGGAAGCGGGUGGUUCAAAUGCGAGGGUGGCCGACCUAACUUCGAAUCUGAGUGGCUCCAAGGUCGAGUUAUUGAGGCAGUGCACUCCCUGGAGAUCUCUCUGUUGAUCCUGGACUAUCGGAAAGACACUCGUUCAGGUGCAAAUGUGCUCGAAUGGUUUCAAUUCAUGUCUGCUUAUGGCUUUUUUGAAAACUUUAGCCACCCCGAUCCGUCGCUACUCACCCUUACGUCCUCUAUCCAGUCGCUUGUAUCGGUAGUAUCGCUAUCAAUGCUUGAUUGCCAAAAUACAGUAUUGCAGAUUUAUGACGAAAGCCAAAACGAGGCCCCGGAGACCGAAGAUGGCACGCCAUCAUAUAUUACGGACCUCCAGACUAUCCUCAAAAUACACGAGGUAAUUUCCAUGGCUGCAUUCAAUGUGUCCACUAUCGCUAGUCCAGCAAUUCUCGCAUGGGCGCUUAUUUUAUUUGCCAUGGAAGACUUGACAAGAAAGAAGGAGGAAGCUCGAUCCCGCGCCCUUGAGGCUACGGAGGAUGACGACGAAAACUAUGGGUUAAAUUCAUCAACUGGACCGAGCGCGACAGCUGAUACUGGAAUUUUCGCGGAAGUGAUAGCUACUAUCAUGACCGGACAUGAAAAAGAAAGCCCUAUACACUACUUGGCAGUCUGUGCGGUAGACCAGAUCAAAGUUUUUAGUGUAUUAUCAAUGCUGGCAACCACGUUUGGCGCGAGCUCUGGGCAGGACCUGGCGGACAUUUUUGACUCAAGGAUACGGAUUAUUAUCUUAGACGUUAUUCGAUGCACUACACCCCUGGUCCAAUACGGCGAGGAAGUUGUAUCUGCAGCAUUGUCGUGCCUGACGGGCGCCACUGAUUAUUGGAACCAGAACACGUUUCACUCUGCUCGGAUUGACGAAAAUCCCGUCACAUAUUUUAUGCAGGAUGAUUACCUCGUUGAAAGGUUCCUAUCUGCAGCAGCGUCGAGAUACCCUUACGAAAGCCUUCCAUUCUUGAGGUUUAUCCGUGCAAUUUCAAGCUGCGAGUACGAGGCAGAUGAUGGCACGCCUGCUGCCGUCCAGUCUCUCGACAAUCUCACAUGUUUUAUGUUUGCUUUACCACACGACUUCCGAGACUACCAGACCACACAGGAGGAAGAGAAUUUGAAUAUUGUCGAACUAACAGACAAUGUAAUGCUAUUCAAGCCUCGUGCGAACUUAAGCUUGAUGUACAGACGAACUGGCUCGGGGGGCGUUUCAACUGGCAUAGAACAAAUUACGAACGAAUUUUGCAUUCCAGCUGGCACCCAAGGACGCAUUGUUUCAGAACGCAAUCCUAGGGUUGCUGUGUGGUUCUACGAGUACUCAGGUCUGAAAUACUUGGGAAAAUUGCUCGAGGCUGGGAUGGGUGCUGGAGAAUAUGUCGACGCCAUCAAAGACCAGCUUGCCUCUCAAGAAGACCUUGUUGAGAUUGUUUCGAUUUUGGCCACUCUUGUCAGAACAAGCAUCCGGAUAAACGAGUCGAAUGGCGGGACAGGUGACUCGAACGGGGCAGCCCAUCGGAUACUUGAGCAAGCCAGUGACGGCCUCGACCGCAACCGCGAUAUUGUGUUGGUUGUCUUCUCAAUUUUCGAAGAGGAGCUGGAACGACAAGCCGGCGGGUCAGCUUCCGAAGCAAACCUUGAUCUUCUCAAUGCCUGCGUCCAAUUCAUUCACGCGUUGGUACCUGUUCUUCCAGGAAGGGUGUGGCCUUUGAUCGCUCGCUCAGGUUUGCUUGACCAAGAAGGCCGUAGUGGUCGUCUUACGACCAUACUGUCUGGCAUCGAAUUUGUAAACGCAAAGUUUGACUUCUUACUAUCGUCAGUCCAUCUCUUUGGAGUGUUAGUUGAAGACUUGGUCACACACGCUGUCCUCCGGAAAGGCGGCUUGAAAUCUACUACACAGACUGGCAAUACCGAUGAUUUAGGAACUGGUGUCCCAGAUCAUGUUCUUUCAAAGGUCACCACAUCGUAUACCAAGACUCUUCUUGGGGUGUUUGAAAGUGCUUGCAAUUGGCGUUAUGCGAUCCCCGAGCAACGCCUCUUACUGUCGAAACAUAUUUCAUCUAUAUUCGAUGAGUUGCUGCAUUACAACUAUGGCAUUGGAGAGGAUCCAUCUUCUGGUUCAAACCUUGCAUCGUCACUGGGCCCCGCAGCAAGCCAAGUUGUGGAAACCUUUCUAUCGCCAACAUCGGGUCUUCUCCGGUUCCAAUCUUUAUUCAGAGGUUUUCUGGACGGAUUCGCAACUCCAGAGUCGACGGUCCGGAACCAAUAUUGUAUACUAUGGAUUGCACAAGUAAAGUCGAUCCUCGGCUUCACGAAGACCUUGAUAAAAGUCGGCACGCUACUUGAACGAUCAGGUUCGCAGUUAGAAGGCCAACUUUUCAAAGUUUCACCGCUCAUUGCCAGGCUUUACGCUGUUAAUUGGGCCUAUCGACUGCCUGUUACAACUCUACUCAAGGAACUUGUAAUUAUUGCAUCUGCAAACACAGGAGAGCCGCCUUCGUUACUUGCUCACCUUGGACAAGAAACAUCAAAAAACUUCCUUCACAUGCUAUUGCAGUUAGGAAAGCCACUAAACAGCGAUGACCACGUUAUUCCGAUAUGGAACUUGCUGUCUGCUGUUGUUAGCAACCGCCAGCAGUGGUUUGCCAUUUAUCUUCUUACGGGCAAAAAUCCCCGUGAUAACUUGAAAGGGAACGCAAAUGGCACAGCCACGAAUUCGAAAUCUCUGAUAAGCAUUGCCUUAGGGGAGCUAUCAAACAUCAAACAAAUUCCCAUGCCGCGAGCUCUGGCUAUUCUACAAUUUAUUUCUCUGGCUCAGAAUUACUGGCCAUGGGCUAUGAAAGACGCUCUGAAGAAUUCAGACUUCAACACAGCGUUGCUGGAUCAUGUUAGUGGCUUCGAGGCACUGGCUGCAUCUGCAAGCACCGAUCGCUCGAUCGAGGGCGCAUUCCAGGCACGUAUGGCUGCAUAUGUCGCUGAAAUUUUAGCCAUGCACCUCUAUCAUUCGCGGCAGUUGAGAAAUAUUGCCCCUGUCAAAGAUAUACUCCCCAAACUGAAAUAUUUCAUACGAUGCGGAGUUGCAGCGCCAGCUUAUAAUGCCUCACUUCAGACCAAUCUUAAGAGGAACUUGGAAGCUCGUUAUCCUGGCUGCAACCUGCAGAGCUUCAAGUUUACCCAACUACAAAUCCAAACGCUUGGAAAAGACUAUUUUUACAACAUAGAACUGGCUAACAAGAUGUUAUGUUUCCACCAGGCGUGGAAGGGCAAGAAGGGUGACGGCAUUAUUCAAGAGCUGAUAAAGGCCAAUGUCAACCUAUCCGUGGUUGAUGCGCAAAUAUCUCUUCUUCGUGGUUGGGAAAUGCUUGCCAUUGAGCUGAGCCACAACCUUGGUGGAACAGCAGAUAUUGGUCCAUCAGUCGCCACGAUCUCGUGUGAAAUUGCUCGGGACUGUCUGAUAUCCAAUACUAGGAGUCAGCCUCCGGAGGCUAUAUUCUCGCGAAUUAACCAGACCCGGGCAGACUUUGCGUUGACCUUGCUACAGAAGCUGCUGCAGACAAACCCAGAUACACCAAUGUUGAAGGAGCUUCUUCCAAUUGCUUGGAGGGCCAUUGGCGACUUGCAAACAACCUUUGAAUUGGCCCUGUCGGAUGGACCGGAAGCCGCUCAGUAUUAUAGGACGUUGCUAAAGGUGCUUUUCCUGUUAUUACGAAUCCACACACGGGAGGACACGACAGAUCAGCAAUUCCGUUCGUCGCUGAAUGCCAUUCCCGCAGCCGCCCAAGCAAACCUAACUAUAGCCUUGGACAUACUCGAUAAUAUUGUUGGGCAAGGCUUCCGAGACCUAGCGACGGCCCUCCACCAGCAAUCCGGCUCAAUCAUGCCUGAUGAUAUCGCCAUAAUCACCGCCAUCCUGCAAAACUGCCUCCUCAUGCCCGGCAUGGAGGUCCGAACAGUCGAGGUACAAGCCAUUCUCUCCAAGCACGGCACAGCCCGCAUGGCCACCGCCCUCUUCUCCUGGGCAGACAAACUGGCCAUCGACGGUGACCCAGUUUACGGCGAGCUCAGCAUCCUCUUCCUCCUUGAGCUCUCCACCAUCCCUGAGAUCGCCGAGCAGCUCGCCGUCGAAGGCGUCCUAGGCCUCCUCUCCUCCGCCCCUCUCACAGUAUACAUGCGCCGCGCUAACGUCGGGCCCUUUGCCGAUUCCGCGGGUGCGAUACGCUGUUACAGCAUCUGGGCACGCGGUAUUCUGCCACUCCUUCUGCAUCUGCUCGCGCGCCUCGAGACUAGUAUCGCGGCUGAGGUUGCGGUUUUCCUGAGCCAGUUCCCAAAUCUGCUGGAGCAGGCGGAGCACUCGCUCGAUUCGAGCGAUGACGAGCGACGACCUGGCAGGCCGAGGAGAGAGACUCGCGUGGCGCUGUUAACAGUGUCCGAGGCGCAUUCGCUGGCACUGCUGACGAUGAUAUUGAAUAGCUGCCGCGGUCAAGUGUCGGGCGUCUUGCCGAUACCGUGGGAUGCUACUACGGUGCUGGAGAGCGUCGAGUAUUGGUUGAGCAGCAGGGUAUUGCUGAGCCAGCGGAUUGUGCCGCUGGGCUUGACGGAGUCGGAGCUGGAGAGGACGGGGAAGCUGGAGGAGAAGGUCGUGGAUGAACUGCUGGGGCUGAAGGAUGUGUUGACGCAACUUAAUGAGGGUUGAUAGGGAGGAUUAUGGGGGAAUUGGUUGGCGUGGGGUUGGAAAAUAUCUGUGAGAUACAGUGGUGUUUUUAUAUCGUGCGUAAAGAAUGUUGCGUAACGGACCAGGCGGGGUCAUCUGGGAGUUGUGGUGCAUCAUCUUCAUAGUUUGUACACGCAUAUUAAGUUUAUUGAUGAUAUAUGUGUUUUUAUAUCCGUACA